CUCCGGGACGCAUGCGCUCCGAUUUGCGCCGGGGGAAUUAAGAGAGAGGGGGAAAAAAAAAGCCCCAACAAAACACGCGCCCCAAACAAAACCGAAGUGCAGGAAAGCGCGCGGCCCUGCAGCCCCGGGGCCGUGGAGGCGCCUCCCGCCUCGCCCGCAUUCCCGGCCGCGGCGUGAUGCGCACGGACUGGCCCGCGACGCCCGGGCCGCCACUGUCCCCGCACCUAGACGCCGGCCCGGUGGCCGCGCCCCAGCCGCGCUCGCUUGCCGCUGCCGCGGCUUUCUCGGAGUCGCCCGGCGCCUGCGGGGCACCUCGCUCUCCAUGGGGCUGCGGGACUGGCUGAGGAUCGUGUGCUGCUACUGCUGCCCGUGCAAGUGCCUGGAGGAGCCCGCCGUGCCCGAGAAGGAGCCGCUGGUCAGGAAGCUUCAAACAAGUCUGGGCCUGGAGGAAGGACCUGUGGCCUGACUGAACACCAGCUUCAACCCCAAAGGAAGCCAAAGAACAAUUGACAACAACCCAUAUUCUUCGUUUGGAGCAACUCUGGCCAGGGAUGACGAGAAGAACCUGUGGAGUAUGCCUCACGAUGUGUCCCACACAGAGGCCGACGACGACAGGAUCCUGUACAAUUUGAUAGUCGUUCGGAAUCAGCAGGCCAAAGAUUCAGAGGAGUGGCAAAAACUCAACUAUGAUAUCUACACCCUGCGACAGAUUCGAAGGGAAGUGAGAAAUAGAUGGAAACGCAUUUUAGAAGAUUUAGGUUUUCAAAGGGAAGCAGAUUCUUUGUUGUCAGUGACGAAACUCAGCACCAUCAGUGAUUCUAAAAACACAAGGAAGGCUCGGGAGAUGUUGUUGAGACUGGCCGAAGAGACCAAUAUUUUCCCAACCAGUUGGGAGCUCUCAGAGAGAUACCUCUUUGUUGUGGACCGUCUCAUUGCACUCGAUGCUGCGGAAGAGUUCUUUAAAAUUGCCAGUCGAACUUACCCCAAGAAGCCUGGGGUCCCAUGCCUGGCAGAUGGCGAGAAGGAAUUGCACUGCCUUCCGUUUCCAAGUCCCUAAAGGAGAGGCUGCGAGGCAAUACUGGAAUUCUUCCACUGGAACUCAACAGCCAACCAAAGUUGGACAAGUGCUAGAGGGCUAGCUAAGAGAAGAAGGAUUCUGGCUCCUACAGAAAUUUAAGGGUUUGAAUGUCUGGUCAUCAUGAGGACUUGACUCUAUGAAAUGUUCAGGUUGCAUUGAAACACCCCAGGGACCUUGCAUCAGCAAGUUGGUCAGCGGGAUAUUUCAUCAUGGGUGAUUAGCUUCCAAGAACUCGUUGCCCCUAUUUUGGUUUUGGUUGUACAAUAAGCUCUAAACACUGGUCCUGCUGGGACAAUGGGAAGUUCUAGUUAAUAAAACAGUAAGAUUCAUAGAACUACCAUUGAACCCAUAUAUGGAUUACCAAUGUUUAAAUAAUUGUUACACAAUACAGGCUAACACCAAAAUAAUACCAGGCAUCACAUGACCUUUCCUUGACUUGGAAGCGCCUACAGAGCCUUGGAGGUGUUUGAGGCCUCAUUCUGAGUAUCUGUUAUGAUGACUCAGAAAUUUAGAUGUACCCAGUAAUAGAAACACCUAGGAGUGCUGCUCAGAAGUGAGUCCCAGAUAGAAUAAUCCCAAGGAGUACUUCUGCAGCUACAUGUAAAAAGCUCUGUCUUCAGUUGUGGCACAAGCAUCUUUGUCCCAACAUUAUUGAGAUCUGGUUACCUCAUUUUUGCAUAUUGCCCAGCCCUGGUCCACAAGCCCUUGAUAUUUUAUCUGGGAUGGCACCUGUUUGACCUCCACUUUCUUCUCUUCUGUUUAAUCUGUCCCCAACUUAUCGGCCGAGAGUGGCACCUGUCCAGGGACCCCCAAGCAGACUUGCAGCUCUAUAGGCAGUGUUGCAUUGAAGGUCCUUGCUGGAGUUUCUUCCUUUCUGAAGAUGAUUUUUCAAACUGGAGCAAUUCUGUCAACACAGCUUGCUUCUAUCCACAGACUGAGCCGUCCAGCUUCCAAAGUGACUUGCCACGUAGGCAAGGAGCUUGCCAUGAAAUCGUGGUUCAUUUUAUUGAAAAGACUUUCAGAGCCUGUAGGAUUUCUCCAUAGAUUGCUGAGAACAAUGGCAAUAUUUUUACUUUUAUAGAUUUUGCUCUUCUGACUUCAAGUUAAAAAGUAACUUGUAUUUUAGUCUGCGCAGGGGAUUGUGACUUGAAAAUUCUCCUAUGCUGACUGGCCCUUUUGGCAGUGAACACAAUGUUUAAGAUGUUUGUUAGAGGAGAUGCGUGUUCUCCAUUUACAAAUGCAUUGCAGACCAAUUUAACUGACAUGUUUCAGGUAAAUUCUUCUUAGUUUAAUAAGUAAACUAAAAGUUUUAUUUUUUAAAAUAAAAAAUAUAUUUUUAUUUUGUUUUAUGUAGUACUUAAUCCCUCUCUCAUGUUGUUGAAAAUUAGCCUGAAGGUAUUUUUCCUCACGUCUGUGGGCUCUUGCAAGAUAAACAUACAAACAGUGAAACAAACAAUAAAUUAAACCAAAAAAAAAAAAAAAACUUGGAAAAUUAUAUUAUUUUCAUCUU
Camelus dromedarius (Arabian camel) is the source of this 2588-nucleotide messenger RNA. It is a transcript of the gene MREG, whose product is annotated as melanoregulin. Gene Ontology annotation, cellular component: melanosome. The record is from RefSeq and is a predicted model, not a curated record. The coding region runs from base 575 to 1057 and encodes 160 amino acids. The transcript has 6 exons. Lineage: Eukaryota; Metazoa; Chordata; Mammalia; Artiodactyla; Camelidae. Gene Ontology annotation, biological process: melanocyte differentiation; melanosome transport.